GGCCGGUGCGUUACGUUCGACGAGGCCGACUGCACACCGACACCGCCCGCCGUAAUCGUUUCUUCUUCCAUGGUCGGAGCUACACGCCAACACGGGAAUCAAAGAACUCCACGCCACCGCCCCACCACCAAAUCAUGACAAUUUCGUAUUAUCGUCGUUGUCGUUGUCGUCGUCGUCUCUGUCCGCGCCGUUGUCGUCGUUGAUGUUGAACGUCUAAGUACAACGUCACAGUCGUGUCCGCGCCGGCGGACGCGCGACCGCCCGCCCGUCAAAGUACGGCCGAGUAAAAAUGGCCCAAGCCCGAACGCGUUAAUCGUCGCCGGGCCCAACGAGACGAGUGUGGCGCGUCGAACACCGCUGGUGUGUGCGUGUGUUUGCAUAGCAUGACAUAUAUCAACAACGCAAUCAUGUUGAUAGAAGAAGAAGUCGCCGGCAACAUGUCGAACAAACACAACUGCAAAGUUCAAGAUAAAAUUAUAUGGAAAUCGUUGCGGACACACAUUUUGUCUCGCCGCGAGAAGAACAAACAAGCUGAAGUUGAUGCUGAGGUGCUAAGAAAAAAAAAAUGUGUGGAAUAUCAAAAAAUGCAAGAAAACAAAUUGUCAUUAGCACAGAUCAAUGGCCGUUUAACUCAACUACGAGAUAAACGUGAUGAACUUGAAGAAGAAAAACGUGCACUCUUGAAUCAGUCACAAGCUACUGAUGAUAGUAUGGCAACUGCUUUAGUAGUGCCUAAAUCUGAAUCUAAUUGUGAACCUAUCAACAAUAAGACUGUAGUGACUAACAAUAUCAAUAAUGCUGUUGUUACAAAUCAUCGGCCAACCCCUUUACUUCAACAACAACAACAACAUAUAUAUAGACAACAAACUACAGUAGUAAAUUCACAGUCUGGUGCAGGAUCUCCUGCUGCAGGUAGCGGAUUAAGUCCAUUGGCACAACAGUCUUUGAUGAUGCACAAUUCCAGUACCAGUAACACUGGAGGUAGUAACCAAACAUUAUUGGUUUGUUCGCCAGCCACAAUAAAUGCUGCAAACAAUCAGAACAAUAAUGUGACUCGUUCUACUAUGCCAUUACCAGCUUCUUUAUCUAGCACAAUGAGUUUUACAAAAUUUCCGCCGCUGUAUAGCAGUAGUACCACUCAUUUAUUAGCGCCGAACGUUGGAACCAGUAACAAAAUGGGUAGAACGCCAUCGCCACAACCCCAAACUAUGCAGCAGCAAAACUAUCAACAGCCACAAAUUGUUGUACCUUUCCCUCCAUAUAAGUCAAUGAAUAAUAGUGGUAGCACUACAAAUAAUUUAAAUUCUACUGCUCCAGCUUCUGUAGUAAAUAGCAUAAAUCAAUCGUUAGCUUCUGGAACCAAUAGCAAUUAUCCUAUUGAAAACUCAAAUAGACGUGGGAACAGAGAAGACACUACACAGUCAUUUAAUAGAAAUGUUUGGAUAAACAACAGCAACAAUACUAACAAAAACACACAACCAAAUGUCAGUAAUUAUGGAUCAUUCUACCAACCUAAUUCUACUACUGCAGUUAAUUAUUGUGUCAAUAAUGGCAUGUUGUCUUCAGCUCCAUCAUUAUCUUCAGUAAAUACAGUAUAUAGUUAUUCUGGGCCACCACCGCCACCGCCUCCACCACCACCACGAACAGAAUCGUCUAAUAGUGGCAAUUUAAUUGUGAGUACAGCUGGUGAUCAUGGAGCUCAGCAAAUACCAAAGCCUCUUUCUUCUCAUCAACACCAUCAACCUCAUCACCAUGCACACUCCCAUCCACCUAUGUACAUGAGCCCAGGCAUUCGAAACCAAACUAGUAAUCACACAUAUCACCCAAAACCACCUCAUAGUGUCUACCCAGACGAUAAAUUGGGACCUCCUCCGCAAUCUAAUUUUUAUCAACAACAAGGCAGUAGAAAUAUUCAUUUGUCAAAUACCACGACUGUCACGUCACAACCACAUCAGAUGCAAAAUCAAAAACCGCACAAUAUUGGUUAUCCUAUGCGACAUCCAACAGCUGCAUCUCCAGCUUCCCAACUAUCUCCAGCAAUCAUUCAGUCGUCUCAACACGCCUCAUAUACUGUUCCGACAAGUUCAGUCACAGGGUAUUCAAAUAAACCGCCUGCCACUGCUGCUUCAACUGCCGACAUUCCUAGAUAUCAACAACCAUCACAAACACCAAUGUCUAGACAUGAAUAAUAUUUGUAUCAAAAUUAAAUCUUGAUAGUUGACGAGAAGUACCUAUAUUAAAUGAAAUUUAGUGUACAUUAAUGUAUUGCUUAGUUUUAAUACUUUUUUAAACACUAUGUAUGAAUAAUACUGCGGUGUUAUACAAUAUUAUUACAAUUAUAUAUAUAUUUUUUUGUACUUUGUAAAUUUAAUGACACAUACUUUUUUAAGUUGUUUUAUAUACGCGAGGGUAUUCAAUUAUAAUAUUGACAUUUGUAUGUAUAAAAAUGAUUUUUAAUUAUAACUCUUGAUAUAGUUUAAAUAUUUCAAUUGUAAAACUGAUUAAAUUAUUUAAUAAACUCAUUGUUUAAUUUGGUUA
Messenger RNA from Rhopalosiphum padi (bird cherry-oat aphid), 2538 nucleotides. Its product is annotated as serine/threonine-protein kinase phg2-like. The transcript has 11 exons. The record is from RefSeq and is a predicted model, not a curated record. Lineage: Eukaryota; Metazoa; Arthropoda; Insecta; Hemiptera; Aphididae. The coding region runs from base 384 to 2189 and encodes 601 amino acids.